Molecule: messenger RNA, 835 nt
Organism: Cervus elaphus (red deer)
Lineage: Eukaryota; Metazoa; Chordata; Mammalia; Artiodactyla; Cervidae
Product: keratin-associated protein 15-1
Exons: 1
Coding region: 50-463 (137 amino acids)
Source: RefSeq, a predicted model, not a curated record
UGAACUUCCCUGUGCAACUCAGCUGAACUCAGAACUCCUGACAGACAACAUGUCUUUCAACUGCAGCACAGGAAACUUCUCCUCCCGUUCCCUUGGAGGUUACUUGGGGGUCCCAGUUUCCACCUGUGAGUCCUUCUACCCCAGCAGUGUUAUCUACUCCCCCAGCACUUUCCAGCUGGGCUCCACUCUCUGCGGUGGCUGUCAGGAGAACUUCUUUAGGCCCAUCAGCUUCCAGACACCCUGUGCUGUGACCAGAUCUUUCCAGACAUCCUGCUCCCGUCCACAGAAUUUCAUCUUCCGCCGUCCCUGCCAGACAACUUACACUGGAUCUCUAGGGUUUGGAAAUAUUGGCAUUGGGUCUUUUGGUUGUGGAAAUACUGGCUUCCAGUCUCUGGGCUGUGGAUCCAACUUCUGCUCCCCAACUUACAUUUCCUCCAGGAGUUGCCGGUCAUCUUGUUACUAACCAGCCUUUAGCUCAUGCUUUUGUGAAUCAACUUUCUGAAUGACUCCAGUCACCUCAUGGUUAUAUCUACGCUUUAUGAAGUUUUAACCCUCGGCAUUUCCAAUAUCUUUGAUAACUGACCAUCUUCAUCAUCGGGACUUGCUAUCACAGUCCUUCUGGAAGCAUACAAUUCACUGUGGACAAAGCAAUCUUGACCUUCUAAUCAGACGUAUGAGAUAUGUCUUGAAUUUUCAUUCCUGAGCCAAUGCUCAGAAUCAUUCCUGUUGUUGUCUUACUCAGAAUCCUCUUUUACUACUUUACUCCUAAGACUCUUUCACUUGUGCAUUUCAAAUAUAUACGACAUUUAAAAUAAACUUAUUUCUUUAGAAUGAA